Molecule: messenger RNA, 1590 nt
Organism: Cladophialophora psammophila CBS 110553
Lineage: Eukaryota; Fungi; Ascomycota; Eurotiomycetes; Chaetothyriales; Herpotrichiellaceae
Exons: 4
Coding region: 1-1590 (529 amino acids)
Biological process (GO): carbohydrate transport; transmembrane transport
Cellular component (GO): membrane
Molecular function (GO): carbohydrate:proton symporter activity
Source: RefSeq, a predicted model, not a curated record
AUGGUUGGCAGUGCUCCUAUAUCCGCGAACCCACUCAAGCUCGAUGUGCUAAGUCACACGAAAUGUCUCGCCAUAUGUGUCGUGGCGACGUUGUCCACGUUCCAAUAUGGCCUUGACUACGCACUUGUUGGUGGAUUCCUUUCAAUGCCUGGUUUCCUCGAGGUCUUCGGCUACUACUCGGAGGACUUGGGCAGAUGGAACAUUGACCCGACCGUCCAGCAACUCAUUUCCUCGUUGAUGACCAUUGGCACUUUUGUCUCGUCACUGCUGGUUGGGCCCUUCAGCGCAAGAUUUGGGAGAAGGCAGGGCCUCUGGACGGCCACGCUCCUCAACUUCGUUGCUACCAGCAUCCAACUGGGAACGACCAGCAAGGCGGCUCUUUAUGUUGCCCGUCUCAUCUUGGGCAUGUCUGUCGGCUGGUUUCUCACAUUCGCCCAACUCUACGUCCACGAAGCUGCCCCAGCACACUUACGUGGCAUCGCGUUUGCCGUGUAUCAAGUCAUGCUUUCCAUCGGGUCCAUUGUCGGCGCAAGCGUUGACUUUGGGACGCAUACCAUGACCGGCCGGAACGCCUAUCAGAUCCCUUUGGCAAUCUUUUUUGUUGCCCCGACCCUCCAGUCCAUCCUUCUCUUCCUCUUUGCACCCGAGUCGCCAAGAUGGCUGAUGGUCCAGCGCAAAGAGAAAGCUGCCGAGGCGGCAUUGCGGAGACUGCGAAACCCGAAGAUCGAUGAGCUCGAGUUCCAAGCCGAGUUGAAUGAAAUUCGACAAUCGACCAGAGAACAAUUGGAGCAGAACAAGAAAGCCGCGUUCUUGGAGAUGUGGCGAGGCACGAACUUGCGGAGGACUCUCCUUUCAAUUGCUGUCGUGUGUUUUCAUUCGGCAAACGGAUCAAGUUGGGUUACAAUCUAUACCACAUUCUUCCUUCAGAUUGCAGGCGUCAAGAACCCAUUCGCCUAUUCCGUCAUGGUCACUUGCACAGGCUUGAUAGGCGUGCUAGUCAGCUUCUUCUUCGUGCGACGGAUCGAUCGACGCAUGGUCAUGUUGAUCGGCAUCACAGCCUGCGGCAUCUGCCAGCUGAUCCCGGCGAUUGCGUGGAGCACGAGUCCGGGAAGCGAGUCGACAGGAAAAGUGGUUGUUGCAUUUAUCUCUCUCUUCACCUUCUUCUAUGUUGCCUACGCUCCUUAUGCCUGGCUUCUCGGUGGCGAGUACGUAAACAAUCAACUCCGCGCAUUUACAUUCGGCCUGGCGACGGCAUUGAACUUUUUGGGCAACUGGCUGGGAACAUUCACCGCCCCAUACUUCAUCAACCCGGCCAAACUUGGCUGGAGCGCCAAAUACGGAUACAUCUGGUUCGGAAGCAACAUGAUUUGUGUCAUCUUCACUUAUUUCUUCUUGCCCGAGACACGAGACCGUACGUUGGAGGAGAUCCAUGAGAUGUUUGAGGCGAGGUUGCCGGCAAGGAAAUUCAAGACUUAUGUCUGUACUGGCGUGGAAAGUUAUGCGGCGGAAGCGAUGGGCAAGGAUUUGACGGAGAGGAAGAACAUAGGACAGACAAUGCAUGUAGAGGAGUUGAGAGACGACCAUGCAUGA